UAUUACCGAAUCAUUCUGCUCCCGCAUGGCUUGAGCUGGUCUGUGCACGCGCACCCCGCCUCUAACCUCACUUCAUCACAAGAUGGAGCUCAACGUCGCUCUUCUUGCUCUCAUAAGCGGAGGGCUUGGCUUCAGCACCGUUCUGGUCCUCGCGCAGUCCUUUUGCCCCUCUCAGGCGUUGCAGGAGCUUGACCAGACGCUCUCCGAUGAUGGAGAGGGCUUUGGAGGCUGGAUUCAUGGCUGGCGGUGGUCGGAACUGCAGACGCAGCUGGAGAAAUCCGAGGAAUAUGCAAAUGACCUCCGCAACAAGAUAUAUGGACUACACUCGUGGUGGCAGGAGCUGAAGGCCGUGCGCUAUGGGCUGUUGUGCCAGAUACGAUGACGAUUUCGCGAAGUAUAUUCAUCGAGAUCAAUCGAGCUCGACGGAGGACCGCUUCUCAGCGCAAUGUGCGGAGGUACAGUACCCAGGAGUCGUUGAGUCGUCGCAUUCCGGCGGGGACGCUGCGCCUCGGUCGAUCCCUGCAAGCCUAGAACCCGCGGCUGCCACAGCCACAGGCUACGACCUCGAGACGCCCCUGCUCAGUUGCGCGGCUCCGAAACCGACAUGACCUCGAAGGGAC
Messenger RNA from Rhodofomes roseus, 620 nucleotides. RefSeq lists its product as uncharacterized. The coding region runs from base 83 to 382 and encodes 99 amino acids. The transcript is spliced from 3 exons. The record is from RefSeq and is a predicted model, not a curated record. NCBI's taxonomy places the organism in Eukaryota, Fungi, Basidiomycota, Agaricomycetes, Polyporales, Fomitopsidaceae.